Messenger RNA from Cylas formicarius (sweet potato weevil), 722 nucleotides. Its product is annotated as glutaredoxin-3. The record is from RefSeq and is a predicted model, not a curated record. Lineage: Eukaryota; Metazoa; Arthropoda; Insecta; Coleoptera; Brentidae. Bases 69 to 722 code for a protein of 217 amino acids. The transcript has 3 exons.
CAGAAGUGAAGAAGACGAACCUAACCGCAAUUCGGUAAAUCAUAAAAUUAUUCCAAGGAUCGUUUAAAAUGCCGCUCGUUCUAAAGGAUGAUAAAUCGUUCAUCGAAACCAUAAAGCAAUUGAAUCUGGUCGUCAUCCACUUUGAAGCUGAGUGGGCUGAGCAAUGUACGCAAGUUAACGAACUGUUGGACGCUGUUUCUAAACAAAAAGAAUUUUCCAACGUGAAGUUUUAUAGUUGCCCCGCUGAGGAUUUGAGCGAGAUAUCAUUGAAAUAUAAAAUCGAGGCGGUACCGACGGUGAUUUUAUUUAAGUCUGGUGAGCAAAUAGACCGCGUCGAAGGCGCAGACGCCACCAAAAUAACAGAGAGCAUUAAAAAACACAAUGUCAGAAAUGAGGUCAAAGAAAAUGAGCCCAAAGAAACGCUGGAAGAAAUGCUAAAAGCUUUAAUUAACCGGUCAAAAGUUAUGUUGUUCAUGAAAGGCGACCGGGUCACACCGAAAUGCGGAUUUAGUAGGCAAAUGAUUGAAAUAUUAAACAACGCGGGAGUUGCUUAUGACACUUUUGACAUUUUGACGGAUGAGGAGGUGCGCCAAGGGCUGAAAACUUACUCAGACUGGCCAACUUAUCCACAGUUAUAUGUGAAUGGUGACCUUAUUGGGGGCCUAGAUAUUGUAAAGGAAAUGGUUGCCAGUAAUGAGUUACAAGCCACACUGAAUGGAUAA